Messenger RNA from Podarcis raffonei (Aeolian wall lizard), 6536 nucleotides. Its product is annotated as centromere protein J-like. Gene Ontology annotation, molecular function: tubulin binding. The record is from RefSeq and is a predicted model, not a curated record. Gene Ontology annotation, biological process: cilium assembly; centriole elongation. The transcript has 20 exons. Lineage: Eukaryota; Metazoa; Chordata; Lepidosauria; Squamata; Lacertidae. Gene Ontology annotation, cellular component: nucleus; centriole; centrosome. The coding region runs from base 683 to 4891 and encodes 1402 amino acids.
UUGCCGAUCCCGGAGCCACGUGGUGGGGCCUAGGGACGCUGCUUGGGAGGCUUGAGAGGCUGAGCCUACGAGGGGGAAGAACCUGCCGGUUGUGCACGUCCGGGAUCUGCUGUUUUCUCUGCAAUCCCCUCCGCGCCCCUCGGAGAAGCUUCCCACCAGGGCUGUCUUGGCGAGGCGAGGAGCACAGCAGCUCUCUUCCGACGGGGGGUAAUAAAGCGGGGUUCCCCGCGCUACCGCCCCUCUCCGCCCCUUUGGCGAGCCGAGGCUUCAGCCCUUCCUGUUUACGGUUGCUGUAGCUACGACGGCAGCCCUCGACGCCUUGCUGUCGCUCCUCGAAGGAUUAGGUCUUUUCCUUCAAGCCUCGGGAGGCUUCCUAUGCAGACACAGCAGCGACUGAGAGUGGAGAAGACGCGUCUGGAUGAGCGCCGGUGGUGGACUCUUUCCUCUGUCACAAACCCAGCCCACCUUCCCGCAGAGUUGCUCAAGGUGGUGUUCUUGCUUCUUCAUUUUAUCCUCACAACAACCCUGUGAGGUUUUAUUGAAAAAAAGAACUUUACCCUUCAGUGCAAAAAACGCCUAUUCUGUUAAAUCAAAAUGAAGGACAUUAGGAUUAGUUUCCACAAACUUUACUCAUUUUCAGCUACAUUCACAGUUCCAUAAGAAGGGUUUCAAAAGGUGGAAAAUGGAAUCAGAUAUUUUCAAGAGGAAAGACUGUUUAUCUCAGCAGGUUGUAAAAGAUUUGCCAGCCCAAGCAUCAUGUCAUAGCACAACUGAUGAAACAACGGGAUCUUCCUUAAGUCUGGGUUGGGUAAGCAGCACAAACAACCCCUUUCCUGCACAGUUUACAUCCUUGAAUACGUCCAGCACACUGGAAAGAGACGUUGGCCUACCUGGUGACCUAGGCCACCUUCAAAUCUUUCAGGAUGCCAAGCCAUUCAGUUACACAGCCAGCUCUAUUCUUUUUCCUCACUUAUUACCACCAACUCAGGCAGGAAUAGUCCCUGCUGGUAAAAACAGUGAAACCCUGGGAAUCCCAAAUGCUGCCGCCGCUGCUACUUCUCCUCCUCCUCUGAUAACUCAAGAUGCAAUAUGCUGUCAAAACGGGAAACAGAGUCCAGGGCAGCAGGAACAGCUCAUAAUGCACCAGAUGGAGCACCUUCAACAGCUAGUAGCUGAACAGCAGAAAAUAAUUUCGUUCUUUAAUUCAGGCUUUUCAGCUUCUGCUGGUAUUCCCUCUCACCUUCUUGCUAUGAUCCCAUCCCUUCCAGGAGUCCCAGCUGCUUUAUUCCCUGUCCAGUUCCCUUCGGAGAAUUCUUUGCAAGCUCAGAAUAAUGGAAGCUCACAAACCAGUCCCUUAAUAAUAAAGCCUACUUUCCAGCAACUUGCCACAGAAACCUCAGCAAACAGCAACUUCUUAGAAGUUUCAAGGGAGCACCCUGAAACUCACGAAAAAGAAGCAAGUCUGCCAGGUGGAGAACCUUGGCUUGAAACUUCGCCACCUGUUACAGAACAAAGAGGGGAGCAACAGUUAGAGGAAAAUGCUUCUCUUUCCCCCUUUGGAUUAAGAAUGAACAUGAAGACACGGAACGUAGAUGACAGACCAAUCAGACCUGGAAUUGGAGAGAGGCGGAAGACAUUUGAGGAAUUUGUUGAGGAGCAACUUAAAGUCGAUUCUCAACAAGCAGAGAAGCAGCAACAGAACUCCCGUGAGGCUAAAGUCACUGCUCAGAAUUCAUUUCUGAAACGCGGGGAAGGGACUGCAAGGCUUGAAAAAAAGAGAAACAGUGUUGGCAAGGAACCAGCCAGAUUUCCUAGACGCAUUAGCUUUGAUUGUCAAAAUAAUUUCUCAUGGCCUUCUCAAUGGGAUGCAGAAGAACUAUUGGGGAAACACCCACAACUGAAAAGGCAGGUCACUAGCCCCACCGUGCUGAUCAUGGAUGAUGAAAACACACAUUGUAUCACCUUCAAGGGGGAUGUAAAAGGCCAGCUUCAUAAUUGCGAGCGAAGGUCAGAUGAAAUAAAAGACAGCAGCGAAUCUGGUGGUUGUGAUAGCAAAGGGAUAGUAAAUGGAGAAGUAUCUGGUGUACCACCUCAGUUUGACAGGUCCAAAUGUUCACAGGAAUGUCAUGAACAAAUAAUUGACAUUAAAGCAAAGGUGACUAAAAAAAAUGAAACCUCAAGUCUUGGGUCUCAGGAUCAUUUGGUUAGGGUUGACAAGAGAUCCCUGGAUUUUAAGGUUCCAAUGUGGCUUAUGGAGAACAUAGAAGACAGUGUAUCACAGGUGGUAGGAAUGUCCAUUGAUGCUUCACCAGAUGUCCCUGAGCUUCAUAACUUAGAAAGCAACCAAGACAAUCAAGAGGAGCAGAGCUCUGGACUUCAGGUUGCUCAAAGUGUGACUCAGAUUAGACAAUGUGAAAAUGAGCAUUGUAUUGCUGAGGGGAAAAGCCCAGAGGGCCAAGUGGAAGUCAACCCUGGGUUUAAGAAAGUCAAUGAUCAAAUAAUAAAAGUUACACCUAAAUCAGAUAGAAAAUGUGUCACCACAAUGGCUAAUUUCCAAAAGAACAGCAAUGCAGGUGCUGCUAAUGCAUGGGAAGGAAAACCCCUCUCUAGUGAUUCACUCUGCACAUCUACUGAUAGUGAAGAUGAACCUAAAUCUCAUUGCUCUCAGUACGCAAUAAGGCCUAGUAACCAUAGACCAGCUAACAUUGGCAAGAACAUGGAUCUUUCCGAUGCUGACUAUGCCACUGAUGAACCCAGUGGAGCUGAUGAUUACUCAUUGAAAAACCAUGGAAAAUUGCCUGCCAGUAAAUUUGGUGUCCAGGAACCAGCAGGUCAACAAGAGGCCACUCUUAUCACAAGUAGCAGUAGCAGCAGCAGCAAUGAAUCUAGUGUUGAUGAUGGCAGCCUGAAGACUCUCUCCCCCCUUAGAAGAUCUUCCUGCCACCCCUCAAAAACUAGAAGAGGAGGAAGGAAGUCUAAAACACAGAGCAACGGUGUUGCCAGCAAUUACAGUGCAGAGUACAAUUUGCAACCUCCUUCCUUGACAAGUGAUCUUGUGGCCAACCUUUUCCCUUCUUUCAAAAGCAAAGCAAAUGUAGAUGAUAAAAGAGCUACCCCAGAGCAAGUUCAGAAAAGGCACACUGAUAAGUUAGAAUGUGAACCGGAAGUUCAGGUGCAUCAGAGAGAAACUUCUCUCCUAGCUCAGAUGAAAGAAGAACAAGCAAAAGCCAUGGACUUUCUUAGAAGACAAAUAAAUCAAUUUGAGGCCAAGAGGUCGCAGAAGUUGCAUUCCCUGGAACAGUGCAAGACUGAGGAAGCCCUGAAAUUGCAGAAAGAAAAGGCAGAAUUUGAGAAGCAUACGACAGUAGGUAAAGGAGAAUCAGGGGAAAUACAAAUGUUAAAGCAGCAAAUAGCAGGGCUGCAGGAGGAGUUCAGAAGGAAUGAGACCCAUUGGCACGCUGCCCAUGGCGAGCUGAGAAGUCAGGUCGAAGCACUGACCAAACAGAACCUGGAAUUUCAAGACGAGCUCAGGGUCUCUGAGCAUCAGAAGAUGGAAAGCGAAAGGAAACAUGGAGCUGUGGAUUUGAUUGGCAGAAAAAGAGAAACGCCGGUCUCAGCAGCUGUUUUGAGAGGGACACCACCUGAAGGAACCCUGGUAGAGAAACUGUCGCAAAAUAGCCACAAGAGCCCUGACGAUAAGCUUAUGGGAAGGAAAAUAGUACUGCCAGAUGAAUUGGCCCCUAGAGAUUCACAGGCAACAAGGAGGGUUCUGCAAAGGUCUGAGUCACUGAAAUCUGCAGCAAGAGAGCAAAGAGUGAAGAGCCCGUGUAAAGCAGUUCAUAACAGAAGUGUGACACCAAUAAGCCAGAGGACCCCUCAUCAAACACCGUUUGGACUACAGAAAGCUUUGCCUCAGUUGGCUCACAGUCAGCAGCACAGUUAUGGAAGGAAGACACCUGUGUCUGAAUUGGAACCAAGCGUACUUACCAGCCCAGCUCUGCAUGUGAAAGGCACGUUCUCUUCCACUUCAGGUAGUUCAGAAGACACAGCAUUUUUAAAUAGUCAAAGCAAUGACAGUUUAAGCACCACAUCCUUGAGUAAUGUGGGAAUACAGGUGAAAGAGAAUCCUAGCCAUAAAAGGGUUCAGAGAUCCAAUAAAUCUUCUGAGCAAGUGGUUUCUAUGUCUACCUCCAGGAAAAACAGCAUUGCCUCAAAUGGCAGGAAUACACCUGUGGAAAAUCUUCCUAUUUUUGUGGAGACUAAAAAUAAGGCUUCUCCUCUCAAAUCAAUACUGUCCAGAAGAGCAUCACUAUAUACUGAAAUAAAGGAGGAUGGGGAAGUGAAAGAAAUAAUAGAGUACCCCGAUGGAAAGGUGAAACAACUGUUUACUGAUGGGCGCAGGAUUACUAAAUAUCCGAACGGGACAAAAAUGGAGAUUAGCGCAGAUAAAAGAACAACUGUUGUUACUUUUUACAAUGGAGAUAUUAAGAAGAUCUUGCCAGAUCAGAGAGUGAUUUAUUAUUAUGCAGAGACACAAACAACCAGAACCGUUUUCCCAAAUGGAUUGGAAGUGCUGCAGUUUCCUAAUAAUCAGAUUGAAAAGUACCACCCCGACGGUACUGAAGAAAUCGUGUUUCCAGACCAAACGGUGAAACGCCGCUAUGAUGGAGGUAUGGUGGAAGAAACUGUUUUCCCAGACGGUACAGUUGUGAAAGUGGAAAAAAGUGGAGUUAAAACCAUCCAGUUCCAUAUGCCACAGUCUAUGAGAAGGGAAUACCCUGAUGGGACUGUCAAGACUGUCUAUGCAAAUGGCCAGCAGGAAACCAAGUAUUCUUCAGGACGGGUUCGAAUCAAAGAUGAGAAGGAGAACGUCAUCCUGGAUAAGGAGUAACUUGUGUUCCCUGGAUGGUGGUCUUAGCAUUUCAUUAUGUUCUCUUAUGUCGUGUUUCAUGAUGUUAUGUUAUAGUUUAUUUUUUAUUCCAUCUUUUGUCCAGAAAGGUCUAUGAAGUGUCUCACAAAAAUACAAAUACAGUUGUACCUUGGUUCUUGAACGCCUUGGUACUUGUAUAUUUUGGGUCCCGGACGCCACAAACCCGGAAGUUAGUGUUCCAGUUUGUGAACUUUUUUGGAAGCUGAACAUCCGACGUGGCUUCCAAUUAAGUGCAGGAAGCUCCUGCAGCCAAUCGGAAGCUGUGCCUUGGUUUUCGAAAGUUUUUGGAAGUCAAACGGACUUCCGGAAUGGAUUAUGUUUGAGAACCAAGGUAUGACUGUACACCAUUUGAGCAGUACAGUAAAAUAUAACUGACAAUUACUGCUGCUGAAAACAGUAACAUAUCAGUAAUGUCUUCUAAACAGCCAGACAGAUUUGCUGCAUCCAAAUAGCUUUUAAUUUUUUACUUCCUUCUGUCAUAAGAAUGAAGUAAAGAAAGGAGUACGGACCCCACCUGGAGGUCAAAAGCCUGGGAGCUACCAUGGAGAAGACCAAAUAUCACAUCUCCAUCAGCUUAGCCUCAAACAAGAAUAACCUAAGAAGAGCCCUGCUGGAUCAGCCCAAGAGUCACCUUGUCCAGGGUGUGGGGUUUGUGGUGCACUUACCUUACUUUUGUGAUGGCUAAAAGCUUUACAGUGUCCUUUCUGUUUGUUCUACAAAUCAACUCUCCAGGAGUCUGCAACCUGCAGCCUUCCCAGGUGCCUGUGCUUACUGAAAGCCUUAUAACAUUCCUGGCUGGGCUUUCCUGGAAGCACUGGAAGCUGGGGAGGCUGCCUAAUGUGAGUUUGACCACUUCCAACUGAAAGUAUUUUUAUUUUUAAUGAAAUAAGUGUUGCUGUUGUUUUAUAACCAGCGACUUCCCUUAAAAACAAAACCACCAAGUGCCCCAAUCUCAGGCUCCUAGUAAUCAUCCUGCUUGGCUUCCCACACUUCACGUAAAAGCCUGGGAAUGGCAGCAUGUGGCAGCUAGGGAGACUGCAGAGUGCUGGACAAAAUUAAAGAAACAUACACAACUUUGACCACCUUGCAAAGGCGUGGCAAGCUCAGCCCUGCACUCACCAAGAUUAUAAAGGAACUCUAAUGUGUUCUGUAAAUGAGGCAGCUAAAAUGGGUGCCUCGGUUUUGAGAAACUCUAGUGCUAAAUUUCCAUAGCCUCAGGUUUGAUGGAAAAGGAAGGGAGAACUGGGUAUCAUUGGCAUAUUGAUUGGACUGCACUCAGACGCUACAGAUGAUCCCACAGUUUCAUGGAGAUGCACGGGGAGGGGAUAAGAUCCCUGUGAGAUGCUGUGUGUCAAAGGCCAAUGAGUGUAAUGUUUAAUUCCCCAGCAAUAUCUUCUGGGGUCUACCAUUCGGGGAGGACCAAUGCCAGUACAAAACUCUUGCCACUCGGCCCUAACGCAGUAGGGUGGUUCAGAAUGAUAUCAUAAGCUGCUGAACUAAUGAACUUGUAUUGUACUUUUGUCUGUGUGCUUAAUUUGGUGUGCAUUGCUGUAAUAUUUUAUUAUGAUCUGGCAGUUUGUAUAAAUAAACAAACAAAAUCAAUCUA